GUGCAUUCACCACGCUUUCUCUCCAACUGUGCUCAAAGCCUGCCAUCUGAUUGAAUAACUAUAAUACUGCCACUGAACUGACAUUUUUAAAGUAGGAUUGACAUUCCCGCGCAUGUGGAUUUGGGUCUGUGAGGAGUGUCAGUAUGAAGGGGCCUCACUUGUUUCUCAUCACCUUUUCUCUACUGUUAAUUCAACUAUCAAGUGCAUCUGGGGGCAAAAUCCUUGUGUUUCCAUUGGACGGAAGCCACUGGGUAAACAUGAGAGUACUCAUAGAAGAACUGCACGCCAAAGGUCACGAGGUCACUGUGGUUCGGGCGUCCGAUAGCUGGUACAUCAGUGAAAAGUCUCCUCUCUACACCUCUGUGACUGUUCCCAGCCCUGGAGGAUUUGAAAAAAACUACUUUGAAGCUUUUUUGUCCCGACAUCUGGAGAUCCGGCUUCAAGCUAGGCAUGCAUCUACCUGGUCUAAAAUCUGGACUCGUAUACAGAUGGAGCGGCUGGUUGUGGAUCAGUUCUCUCUGCUCCAUAAAGGAAUGAGUGACAUGGUCAUUCAGAUGUUUGAAGAUGAAAACCUGAUGCGGUCUUUCCAUGAAGCCAAAUAUGACAUGGUUUUGACUGACCCUGGAGUUGGCGGAGGGACAUUGCUGGCACGUCGUCUCCAAGUUCCUCUUGUUUUCAACGUCAGAUGGACCAUUCAAGGGGAAGCCCAUUUCCUUAUGGCCCCCUCACCGCUGUCAUACAUUCCUUUCACUGCAACAGAGUUGACAGAUAAGAUGACUUUCCCUCAAAGAAUAAAGAAUGUUUUGAGUUACAUUUUUGGGAUGUACACAAUGUCAACCAUUACAGAACCUUAUUACAAACCUGUAGUUGAGAAGUACUUUGGUCCCGAUGUGGAUUAUUCAACAUUUUUCCUGGAUGCAGAUAUAUGGCUCAUGAGGAAUGAUUUUGUCUUUGAAUUUCCACGUCCAACGAUGCCAAAUAUAGUCUACAUGGGAGGAUUUCAGUGCAAGCCCCCAAAGCCGCUGCCUGCAGAGCUGGAGGAGUUUGUCCAGAGCUCUGGAGACCACGGAGUCAUUAUGAUGACCUUGGGAACAUUAGUCGAGAAGCUUCCUCUGGAAGUAACUGAGGAGAUAGCUGCAGCCUUUGCCCAGCUGUCUCAGAAGGUUAUAUGGAGGUAUAGGGGACAAAGGCCAGCCAACCUGGGUAACAACACAUUAAUGGUCGACUGGCUGCCACAGAACGACCUUUUAGGACAUCCCAAAACUAGAGUGUUUGUGACCCACGGAGGUACAAACAGCGUUCAGGAGGCAAUUUACCAUGGAGUUGCUGUAGUUGGACUUCCCUUAUUCUUUGAUCAGCCUGAUAACCUGUCCAGAAUCAGAGCAAAGGGAGGGGCUGUGAUUGUGGAUAUUGCCGAGCUUGACAGACACAUCUUUGCAGAUGCUCUGGUGUCAGCUCUUUACAAUUCUUCUUACAGGGAAAACAUGCAGACGCUCUCACGGCUGCACAGAGAUCAGCCCAUGAAACCACUGGACCUGGCAAUGUUUUGGAUUGAAUAUGUCAUCAGACAUAGAGGAGCCCGUCACCUGCAGGCCCAGUCCAACAAAAUGUCCUGGUUUGUUUACAACUCUGUUGAUGUCAUCGCUGCUUUGUUGUCAGCUGCGCUAUUUGUAACAUUGAUCUUUAUUUCAAUUAUAAGGUUACUUUGGAGAAUUAUUUUUGUUGGCAAAAAAGUUAAACAUGAAUGACAUGGAAAACAAUGUUGGUUUGGUGUGUGAAAUUCAAGAUUUAUCAAUCAUUAACCCAUCAACAUUGUGUGGGAUGCUGCUACAGUUGACAACAUUAGGAAAAAUACUGUAUGGAUACUGUUGGACCGAGCCAAACAGGCACAGGCAGAGAAUGUGA
Plectropomus leopardus (leopard coralgrouper) is the source of this 1905-nucleotide messenger RNA. The record is from RefSeq and is a predicted model, not a curated record. Lineage: Eukaryota; Metazoa; Chordata; Actinopteri; Perciformes; Serranidae.